Molecule: messenger RNA, 2919 nt
Organism: Adineta ricciae
Lineage: Eukaryota; Metazoa; Rotifera; Eurotatoria; Adinetida; Adinetidae
Source: the annotation of a GenBank genome assembly
AUGAACUUUCUUUCAUUGGUGUUCACUAGUGUUUCAGAUACGAUUCACCGAUCCGAUACCGAAGAGAGUAGCGAAAAACGGCUGAUUUGUCCUUCAAAUAAAAACCAGUUAGUUCAGAUGGAAUUCUCACCUGCAUUUCAUGAUCCUCACUCGCAUCAAAAUGAACAACAUGCUUCUCCCAUGUCUUUACCACCAUCAGCUGCACCACGAAGUGUUGCGCUCAAAGAAGAAGCCUAUGCAGUCAAUAUGGAUACGAUGCCAACAAGCACGACGCAACACUAUCCAUCAGCUGCUUCGAAAAUCACUACCACAAUGGGCCCACCAGCAUCAGUCUCUUCCUACAAUAUAAAUUCUGUUGCACCAGCAACUCCAUAUUCAGCUGCUGCUGCUACACCUUUCACUCCUCGUCCAGCAGAUGUUUCUCAUCUACAGCCAAGUUUACAAAACAUCGUCUCAACAGUCAAUCUUGGCUGUCAACUAGAUUUGAAACGCAUCGCCCUACAGGCACGAAAUGCAGAAUACAAUCCAAAACGUUUCGCUGCUGUCAUCAUGCGUAUUCGUAAUCCGCGCACAACAGCAUUGAUCUUCGGUUCGGGCAAAAUGGUCUGUACAGGCGCAAAGAGCGAAGAAGCUUCAUUACAAGCUGCUCGACGUUACGCUCGAGUCAUUCAAAAGCUGGGCUUUCCUGCAAAAUUUAAAGAUUUUAAAAUUCAAAAUAUGGUCGGAAGUGUUGAUGUGAAAUUUCCUAUUCGAUUGGAAGCACUCGUUCUAAAACAUUAUCAAUUUUGCAGCUACGAACCCGAAUUAUUUCCUGGUUUGAUCUAUCGAAUGAUGCAUCCAAAGAUUGUUCUUCUCAUAUUCGUGUCUGGCAAAGUGGUGUUAACUGGAGCGAAAGUUCGUCGAGAAAUCCACGAAGCAUUCGAACGCAUCUAUCCUAUCUUAAAAGCUUAUUUUCAACGUAUUUUCAGAUUCGACACUCAGUUUCUGGUUCGUGGACGUGGAACUUCUCGUGGUCGAGGUGGAGGUCGUGGACGAGGUGGAGGUCGUGGACGAGGUGGGGGUCGAGGUCGAGGACGCGGUCGAAGUACGGUAACUGGUCGUGGUGGACGACGUUCGGGCAGUCGAGUAGCCCGAUCAGUCGCGAUGGAUACCGAACAACAAGCGAAUACCACUGCUCUCACUAAUUUGGAUAUAAAUACCGAUCCUAAGCCUUAUUUUGUAAAUCCGAAUGUCACACUAGACCAUCACAUUCAAGCACAAACAACAAAUUUAUCACGUUAUCUAGCUGCGUUCUUCUCUCUCGAAAGCAAUAGUGUCGAAAUAGGUCAAAAGGCCAAGGCAUGUGCGUUAGCUGCUGCUUGGUGUAGACACGAUCAUAAAUUAGCAAAUAAUCUUCUACGUCAUCGACGUUUAUUCACUUUAACCGAAGUUCUCAAGGCUGUAACUAUGCUAGAUGCUGGUCGACAAAUCCGAGUGUAUGAAAAGAAAUUAAAACGUCUUGAGUUAAGCAAAACCAAGCCGAAAGUAACUAAAUUAGGCAAAAUUAAAAACAAUAUCGACAAUUUGAAUAAACUAAAGCCGUCAUCCGGUUCAGCUAGCGGUGCUGUUGCUCGCCACAUUCGGCACUGGACACGAACAUUAACUAAACAAGAACUGGAGUACUUUGCAUUACAUAUGCCUACAGAACCGUGGAAAAAACUAGCAGACAUCGUGCAUUUUAAUCCAACUAAAGACUUUCCAGCGCUACCAUGGUUCUUGUCAUUCUGUUUCGGUACACCGGCACCAGCAGACACCAUGGUUGCGCGUUGUCGCGAUUUAACAAAUGAGAAUGUCAACGAUCUCUUGAAAGAAUUUGCCAUUCCAUAUUCGCAUUUGAAACAAUUCAAAGAGAAACUAACGGAUGAAUCAAAAGCAAGAAUUGCAGCUAAGGAAGACAAACUUGAUACCAUUCUCUGGUAUUAUGAAGAUUUACGAUGUUCGGCGGUUGAUGAUAUCGUUCUCGAACGAUUACGUGAAGGCGAAAAAGUAACUUUACCGUAUGGUAAACUUAUGGAGCGUCUAUUACUUUGCCGAUUAUUACGCGAGGGUGAAUCGACAACUGGAGGACGCUAUGGCCGUCGAGCCGCUCACAGUGCAACAGUUAAUGCAACGCCUGCACAUCCGGACUUGGCUAAAUUCUAUCCAGAUUUAAUACCAGUUGCACAAGCACAACUGGAAAAGAUCAAACUGCCAUUAGAGUCACCUGUCGCAGUCAUUGGUGAUGCAUCAGGCUCAAUGGAAGUUGCUAUUCGCACAGCAACUAUUCUUUCCUCGCUGUUGACCGCAAUUUGCUCAGCAAAAUUGAAUUUCUUCAAUGAUAAAGUGUUCCAACCGGCUUUCAUUCCUAAGACACUCGAAGACGUUUUGUCGCUAGCUAUCGUAACACGAGCUGAUGGUUCAACUGCCAACGCUGCCGGUUUGGUACCGUAUUACGACGCUAAAGAAGUUAUCAAAACAUUUGUUAUGGUCACAGACGAAGAAGAAAAUGCUAAUGGUACCACAGCUGAUGGAGCAUCCUCCCGAUUUUUUGAAUUAUUCAUGAAAUAUCGUGCAGAAGUUUAUCCAGCUAAACUUGUCUUCAUUUCGUUUCUAUCCCAUCAGCAUGCUCAAGGUCAAAUGUAUUCACAAUUCAAAGCUGCUGAUGUUCCAGAUGUUCUUCAGUUCAAAUUCAACCGUGAACGACCAGAUUUGACCAAAAUCGAUAAUCUUAUCGGUUUAUUGUCAACCGGCUCCACAACAUCGUUUGACACUAAUCUUGAACCAUUACAAGUCGAGUUCCAAGAACAAGGUAUCGAAGCAGUCCUAACUAAAUUGAUUGGAAAACAAAGUGAGGACGGUGCUCCGAUAGACAUGGGCAUGGACACCACACCAGCGAACUAA